ACAUUUUGUUCCCAACAUCACAUUUGGACAUCCGGUUGUAGAAUGUCUACGAAAGCAACUGGGAAAUGACCCGUUUUUUGACAUGCAUAUGAUGGUGGCUAAACCAGAGCAGUGGGUGAAACCCAUGUCAGCUGCUGGUGCUAACCAGUAUACCUUUCACCUGGAGGCUACAGAAAACCCUGGAAUUCUUAUUAAAGACAUACGAGAAAGUGGCAUGAAGGUGGGACUGGCAAUUAAACCAAAUACUACAGUGGAAGAUCUGGCACCAUGGGCAAGUCAGAUUGAUAUGGCUUUGGUUAUGACAGUGGAGCCUGGAUUUGGAGGGCAGAAGUUCAUGGAGGACAUGAUGCCAAAGGUACAAUGGUUAAGGUCACAGUUCCCUUCACUGGAUAUAGAGGUAGAUGGUGGUGUUGGACCAGAAAAUAUACACAGAUGUGCUGAGGCUGGAGCUAAUAUGAUUGUAUCUGGAAGUGCAGUUAUGAAAAGUGAUGACCCACGCACUGUGAUCAAUCUGCUUAGAAAUGCCUGCUGUGAAGCCAUUCAGAAGCGCUCCCUUGAUCGAUGAAAUCCUCCUUCUGGCCCUUAUCGGACCACUGUGAAACCAUUCACAUACCAAGAGCAGGCCCUGGGAAAUGGACUAGUGUGGCACAAUAUUGACCACCUUCAAAGUGCAGCUUUUCUUUGGCUAAAGACUGGAAGACAGAUGUGGUUGAAUUUUUUUUUUUUUUUUCUUGUGUAUCAAAUUUAUUUGCUACUGAAAAUGGCUAGAUUUAUUCUGUGGAGAGAAAAAAAAAGUUAAAGUGGGUCCAAACUCUGAGUUGUUGUACUGUCUUGAUCACUUCUUAAGAGACUCAUUCACUGGGAAAGUAUGUUUCACAUAAAAAUGGUUAUUGUACCUUA
Messenger RNA from Rana temporaria (common frog), 900 nucleotides. It is a transcript of the gene RPE, whose product is annotated as ribulose-5-phosphate-3-epimerase. Gene Ontology annotation, cellular component: cytosol. Gene Ontology annotation, biological process: pentose-phosphate shunt, non-oxidative branch; carbohydrate metabolic process. Gene Ontology annotation, molecular function: metal ion binding; D-ribulose-phosphate 3-epimerase activity. The transcript is spliced from 5 exons. NCBI's taxonomy places the organism in Eukaryota, Metazoa, Chordata, Amphibia, Anura, Ranidae. Bases 83 to 565 code for a protein of 160 amino acids. The record is from RefSeq and is a predicted model, not a curated record.